This is a messenger RNA of Rhinichthys klamathensis goyatoka, 7101 nucleotides long. RefSeq names its product ninein (GSK3B interacting protein) (gene nin). The record is from RefSeq and is a predicted model, not a curated record. The transcript has 27 exons. Gene Ontology annotation, molecular function: calcium ion binding. Gene Ontology annotation, biological process: centrosome-templated microtubule nucleation; centrosome localization; microtubule anchoring at centrosome. The coding region runs from base 327 to 6767 and encodes 2146 amino acids. NCBI's taxonomy places the organism in Eukaryota, Metazoa, Chordata, Actinopteri, Cypriniformes, Leuciscidae. Gene Ontology annotation, cellular component: centriole; pericentriolar material; centrosome.
AUAUUGGCAGAUAAUUGAAAUGGUACUGAUUUAUUACACAUCCCCUCAUGUACACCUAUUAAUUCAAAAGAUUGUUACCUGACAUGAAAAUUAGGCUGGAGUUUCUAAAUGCUCCUUAUCCUUCUGAACGCCUAAAAGGUUUAGGAAAUCCAUUAGUCAAGUCUGGGAACAUUGUUUGAGUUUACAAGAGCUCUGCUGUUAUAAAAGCUGUAGUCCUUUAAUGGCUGAAAUCCAAUACAGCCUCUCUGGUAGAAGUGACCAGUGUGUGUCAGGCACUUGCGCUUGAGCUCGUCGUUCUUCUUGUCCAUUUUUUUCUUUGGUUUCUGAUGGCUCUUUUUGCAUCCUUGUGUUUUGAACAGGAAGAAAUUGGAGUUCUUGAAAGGCUGAUGGAUGGAGCGAGGGACCAGUAUGAGGAACGAUUGAAAGAGGUGUUUGAAAGUUUUGAUGGCAGUGGUUUGGGCUCUCUGAGUCCUGAAGAACUGACCGAUCUCUGCCGGGCCCUUCAGCUGGAGGAGAACACACUGAACACACUCUUACACACACUGCUGCAGGACCAGAUCAGUGCACGGGUUGAUUUCGAACAGUUUAAGGAUGUGCUGAUCCUCGUGUUGUCAAGUACAAACACAGAUGAUCCAGAGGAAUGUCUUGAACAGCCAGAUUCCCCAGAAGUCCAGCCACGCUUUGUCAAGGGCAGUAAGCGCUAUGGCCGUCGCACUGCUCCGGAGUUCAUUCACACACACACUGAUUCACACACACAGGCUGAAGAUGAGGAGGAGAAGGAUGAAGAUGCUCAAGAGAGCGAUGACAGGACUGUACCCAGGAAACGUGAGCGCUGGAAUGCUGACAUGAGCAUUUCUGAAGAGUUUGAAGCAGAAGGUCAGAUGCACCUCUGGAACCCUGAUGAACCCAGUACACCACGAGGCAAUGCGGUGCCACUCUGUGACUUGGAGGAGCGUUUGCAGAAUGCCUGUCAUCAGCUCUCUCUACCCAUAAAUGGCAUGGCCACACUGAAACAGCUACACACACUCUGCCAGCGCAUAGGCAUUGAGGUGGGUGAGGAUCUGUUGCAGGGUGCUGAUGAAAGUUUAAUGGAUGUGCAGGAGUUCAUCUCGUGCAUAAUAAACCACAGCAAACCACCCACACCGUCAGUAUCUACACCCUACAGACAAUUAAAGAGACACCAUUCUACUCAGUUUGAUGAGUCGGGCCGAAGGAUCUCCUGUGCUUUGAGCAGUACAAUCGGUCUGCAGGUGUUUUCAGAUUUGGAUGAUGGAUCGGGACACGCUCCUGUGGAAACUCUGCUUUACCGGUGGAUGGAAGAGGGAGUGGACAAUAGCUCUGAAAUCCUACAGGCUCUGGAUUUUAAUCUGGAAGGUAAAGUGAAUCUGUCUGAGCUGACCGUUGCUCUAGAGAAUGAGCUGCUGAGCACUAAGAACUCGAUCCACCAAGCGGCGCUAGUGAGCUUUAAGGCAGAAAUCAGACAUCUGCUUGAGUGUGUUGACCUGGAAAGGCGUGAGAAGGAGAGGAUUCGCUUUGAUCUGGACAAAGCAGAGAAACUGAAAUCUCAACUGGCGUCUGAAGUGGAUGACCACCAUGCUGGCAUCGAACGCAACAACGAACUUAACAUCCGGAAGUUGGAGCAGGAAUAUAAAGAGAGUAUGACUGCUCUGAAGGUAGAGCUAAGUAGAGAGGUGGAGCUUGUGCAGCAGCAGGCCAAUCAGCAACGAGAAGAGCUUGAACAGGGAAUUGGCAAGAUGAAAGAUGAUGAAACCUUCUUACGAGAACACCUAACUCUCACCAUUAAAGAAAAUAGUCGCCUGGAGUCAGAGCUUAUUGAGACCACAGAGAAACUGGUGGAAGCUGAAAACCAGUUGAACAAAGUGCAGAGCAAUCUGGAUGGUGUUUUGAAAGAGAAGUUUGGUGAUUUGGAUCCAGACAGUGCAGAGUUUUACCAGCAGGAGGAACGUCUCAGACAUCUGCGCAGGAACUACGAGGAGCAGUGCAGGGAGCUGCAGGAUCGUAUAGAUGAGCUGGAAGCUCAGUUGGAGGAAUAUCAGACUUCAGGUCACACACCCUCGACACGUCUCGGACUGAGUCUGUCUGAUGAACUGGCCAGCAAGAGUUCAGACCCAGGUUCUCAAGAGCGGCAGCCAUUAAACAUGAGUCUUGAGACAGAGAUGUUACUGGAGCAGCACCAACAAGAGAUAGAAAACAUCAGGGCAAUGGUUUAUGAAGAAAAACGCAGCGCAGAAGAGGAGAGAAGUCAUCUCUCUCUGCAGCACCAACAGGAGGUGCAGGUUUUGAGGGAGGAGAUGGCAAGAGAACUAGAGAGAGCGAACAAAUUGGAGAAGGACAUUUCUGCCCUCCAAACUCUCCACCAGCAGGAGCUUCAGUUUCUCACGCAGGAGGCGCAGGAAGCCAGAAGCCGUGCAGAACAGCUGGAAGCGAAGGUGCAAGUUCUGGAGGAGAAACAGACUGCCCAUGAGGAGCAGAGCAGAGUGCAUGCUGAGGAGAUGAGUUUGAGGGAGUCAAAGCACCAAGAGGUGCUGGAGGCAAGUCUGCAGGAGCAGAGAGAGAGACUGCAAGAAGAGAAGGAAAAGGAGGAGAUGAGGCUCACGGAACAAUGGAAACAAGAGCAGAAGAGCUAUGAGGAGGUGCUAAGUGCUCAGCUUGAGGAGAUGCAGCAGAGAACAGAACAAGAGUGUGUUGAGCUGGAAAAGAGGCUCAGGGAGGAGUGGGAACGAGAGAGGCAGGAGUUAGAGGAGAGCAGUAAGGAGGCAUUGCAGGCUGUGCUGGAAGAGAGAGAACGGAGGCUCAAGGAGGAGUGGGAACAGGAGAAGCAGGAGCUUGUGGAUAUCAGUAGGGAGGCAUUGCAGGCUGCCCUUGAGGAGAGAGAACGGAGGAAAGAGGAGUGGGAACGGGAGAAGCAGGAGCUAGAGGAGAUCAGUAAGGAGGCGCUGCAGGCCGUGCUGGAAGAGAGGUUGGAGAGGGAAAGGAGGCUCAGGCAGCAGUGGGAUGAGGAGCGGGCUUCAUUAGAGAACAAACAUCACGCUCUGCUACUACAGCGUUUGCAGGAAGAGAGGGAACACCUCCGAACUCAGCAGGAAGAGAACGAGAGCAUUAUAAUUGAGCAUUGGGGGAGAGAGAGGGCUCAGAUGGAGAAACAGCAUGAGGAGGCGCUGCAGGCCUGUUUGGAGCAGGAGAGAGAGAGACUGCAUGUGGAGAGAGAGGAGCAAGAGAGAAGGUGGCAGCAGGUGCUGAAUGAAGAGCAGGGCCGGAUGGAGGAGGCGCACAAGGAGGCCAUGCAGGAGCUGUGUGCCAAACACAGCGAGGAGAGGGAAAGAAUCAGCAGCCUUUUGGAGAAACUACGCACAGACAUUGCAGAACAGAGGAGAGAGCUGCAGAAACAAUUCUCUCAGCGACUCGAAGAAGUGGAGGUCCGUUUCAAUGGUGACCAGGAGGCAGUGUCUAAACGUUUUGAGGCAGAUGUACAUAAACUCGAGCAACAUUACCAAAGUGAGAUUGCAGCACUUGCCCAACAGCAUGCUGCAGAUCGUGCCCACUGGAAGGAGGAGUCAGAGGCAGCCACCAAGGAGGCGGAGCAACAGUGGAAGCUGUUGAGGGAGGCGCUCAAAACGGAGAACCAAUGCCUUGAACUUGCACACGCACAAGAUAUUAAAGCUCUGAUAGACAAGAACCUACAACUUCAGGCCGAACUAGAGGUUUUUGUUAGUGCUGCUCGAACAAAAGAGAUUGAGCUGAGCCGUCAACUCAAUGAGCUGCACAAGGAUAGGAUGGAGGCCAAAGACUUGCUGCUGGCACAAGCAGAGAACAAAGCCACUGAGCUGGAAGAGAUGCUGAAACAAGCCGUGGAUGACUUCAUCCAGGAGCGAGCGGAGCUUCAAUGGAGUCUGUCUGCUUUGGAGAGCAGGCGAGGGGAAGUACUUUCAUUCACUGAGAGCAUGGAGCUGAAAGGCACAAUCCAGGAGGGUGAGGAGCUCCUCUGUCAAGAAAUAAAGAUUCAGAGAAAGGCUCUGCUUGCAGAGAGAGACGCACUGGCAUUGAGAGUGUUGCAGUUGGAAGGAAUUGUGUUGCAGUUGACAGGAACCACUGCAGAGCCUUCUGCAGAACUCUUGGGGGAACCUUGCGUAGAGUCUACUGAAGGAAUCCAUGCAGAAUCCACUGGAGACAACUGUGAAGAAACUCCCAAAGAAUCCACAGUACAGCCCUUUGGUGAACUCAACCAAUACACCUGCACAGAAUCUACUGAUGAAGUCAGUCCAAAGCACCUCAUAUGUGAGGAGUCUUCUGUAAACAGAGAUAAUGAAGAGGAAGCAGGCAUAAUGGAUGAAGUUACUGACUCUGGGCUCGGUGAUCCACAGCAACACAGAUGCCUAGAGAUUGGAGUUACAAAUGAUAUAACUUCAAACUCUUGUGCUGAUGAAUUAGAUAUGUCUGAUGUAGAAUCUAACAAUAAUGGAACAGAACCCCCUGAUUGUGCCUGUCUUAUAGAAGAGAAGGAAAAGACUGAGGAGAAUCUCAGUAAUCCUGGAGUCGAUGGUUCUGAAGAUGCAGCAUUGAACGAAGAGUUGCAGAAUGCUGAGAGGAAUAGUACAGAGUCUCAAAGAGAUGACACCUUGGAGAUGGCCGAGGAGGAUAUUUUGAAUGGUACAGAAAUAGAAGCUCAAAUCUUGGUUGAGAAUGAAGCCUCCUAUAACCAGGAGAGCUUGCAACACCAUGAAUCUCCAAGCACAGAUGACACACUGAUCGAAUACAAUUGCAAACCACUUGAACCUGUGAUUGAAGACGAUCCAGAGGUCGGUAUCGGCAUAUCAAGUCUUGAGAAUGAAAUCAGGGCUUUUGCAUAUAAGGUUUGUAGCCUAACCACAGUUGACACAGAACUGGACAAAGUUGCUGAUUUCAGAGAUGUGUACAUACAGGAGAUCCUGGAUCUUCAAGAAACAGUGAUGCAGUACAGUAAAGCUGCAGAAGGCACUAGCUCCCAGUUGCAGAGCCCUAAACGGCAAUAUCUGGAUAAAGAGAAUAUCAUACAUCAAGUACCAAAUCGUCUUGACCAAAUGGAGGCCACAAUCAAAGAUGUGCAACUUGCUGAGCUAAAGAUCUGCUUUGAGCAAAGCAUCCAAGAGAACUUGCAGCUUGUGGAGCGCAACAGAAACCUGGAGAAGAGAGUCAAAAGUCUGGAGGGUAAGAUGCAUGUAGUCCUGGACCUCCACAAGCAGCAGGCGUCUGUCCUGGAAAAGACUGCACAACUCGGAGUGGAGUAUUCCAAACUGAAGGUACUUCUCCAGGAACUUGAUAAACAGGAUAAGGUGCCGCAGUGGGACUCUGACUCUUCCGAUACGUCAAACAACUCACCCUGCAACUCCCAGUUAAAAGAGAAGAUUGCUGCUGUAGCAGAGCUUGAAUUCUUCUGCAUGGAGUUUGAGAAGCAGAACUUACAACUACGCAGAGAACUUGCUGAUCUGCAGGACAAAUCUCUCAGGAUCCAUGAACAAAUGCAGGAACGGAGGAGUGAAGUUUGUCGUCUGGCUAAAGAGAACUUCAUUCUGAGGCACAAAAUCUCAACAGUGAGGGAGGAGGACCUGAGAGAGAACCAGGACGACCUGCGAUUACAACACAUGAAGCAAGGGAAGAGAUCGGCACAAGCUCUCAGGAGACAGCUCUCAGAGCCUCGUCGCCUGGGACAGCAGCUGGAGGAGGAGAAUAUUUUAGUGCAGCAGAAUGCAGAUCAUGUGCUUCGACAUGCGCUCCAGGAAGUAAUGCGUCAUCAUGACAGCUCAACCAAUGAAAAGAAUGGGUUUUGUGAUCGGGAGGAGAUUGUUUCCAGGACAGAAAAAGACCUGCUUCGAUCAGAACUCAAUCGGUGCAUUGAAAAGGUCAUGUCAUUGGACUCAUCUUUACAGACACUCACUCAGCAGAACGUUCGUCUCAAAUCUGACCUACGCAUCACACAACAAGAAAGGGAUGCCCUCAAACAGGAAGUGAUUUCUUUGCACAAAAAAUUGCAAUAUGCCAAUGAGAGGUUGUUGGAGGUUUCCGUUGUGUCUGCUGGUCAGCAGCAGGGGAGGCGUGUGUGGGAGGAGCUUUCUGGGCUGAUGGAGGUGGAGCAUGCCUCACUAACUGAGGAGAACCAACAACUCAAGCGGCAGAUGAGCGAGAUGAGCUCAGAGCUGCAGACGUCAAAGGAUCAGAUCCGCCAUAUGGAGGCAUUAAGUGUGAAACAGAGAGGACUCGUGAAAACUGCAGAUCAAGAAAAAUCUGCUUUGAAACAUGAACUGGAGGCUCUGCACACACAGCUGCUAUCAACACGGAACAAGGCUCAUCUGUCUGCAGUCUUGCCUUCAUCUCCUCUACAGUUUCCGGGGGAACAGAGAGGACAGCACUAUAGUGACGGCCCAGACUUCAACAUGCAGCAGGACGAGCGGGAGAUGGCGCUUUUACAAAUGGAGGAGAGAAUGAGAGAAGUCGAGCUCAUGCUCCGAAACCUCAAACUGUUGCUUCAGGAGAAGGUGUCUCAGCUGAAAGAACAGUUGAUCAGGAACAGUGAGUCCGACGUGUUGAUCAAAGACCUGUACGUGGAGAACGCUCAGCUGCUCAAAACCUUGGAGAAAACCGAACAGCGUCAGAAAGUAGCAGAGAAGAAGAACUUCCUGCUAGAAGAGAAAAUUUCUAGCCUCAACAAGAUCGUCCGUGACCUCGGCCCUUCCCCUUUGACCCCUGCGCCCUACCACUUUACACGCUCCUGAUUUUACUGUAUUACACACAAGCCAUUCCAAACAGUCAAGCUACAAUAAGGACAACAAAUGCAGGUAGUACAUGUGUGACUUGUGCACUAUAUUCUAAGUCUCCGUAGCCAUACGAAAGCUUUGUGUAACUGACCGAAAUAUAAGUAUUUAUUUACUGAAAAUUUUCCCCUCUGCCAUACAACUCAAAUCUCUUUCCCAAUCAUUUUCAUUUCUGGGUGAACCAUUCCUUUAAAGAAAACCAUCUCUAUUGUAGUCUUCAGUUUUCUUUCAGGAAUGAACAUGUCACGAUAUUCCUCAUUUAAAUAAUUCUCGCCCAAGGCAUUUGCAAAACAAG